GCGCAAUGACUUUCCGCUGCCUUGCGUCCAGACGCUCGUGAAGCCGCAGUGCUGCUCAACGGCUAACCGGAGACGCUUCGCUGAAACAUGCUCCCGUUAUCCAUCAAAGAUGACGAGUACAAGCCUGCCAAAUUCAACUUGUUCGUCAAGUUAUCGGGCUGGUUCAGAUCAAUUCUUGCCGAUAAAACCUCUCGCAAUCUGUUUUUCUUCCUGUGUUUGAACCUGUCCUUCGCGUUCGUGGAGCUGAGCUACGGCAUAUGGAGUAACAGUUUAGGUUUGAUAUCCGAUUCCUUUCACAUGUUCUUUGACUGCACGGCUCUCCUGGCAGGCCUUGCAGCAUCAGUCAUCUCACGGUGGAGGUCCAACGACUCCUUCUCAUACGGGUAUGUCAGAGCAGAAGUUCUCGCGGGCUUCGUGAACGGCCUUUUCCUCAUCUUUACCGCCUUCUUUAUCUUCUCAGAAGGAGUAGAGAGGGCGCUGGAACCCCCUGAUGUGCACCAUGACCGCUUGCUCCCGGUGUCUAUAGCAGGGCUGUUGGUGAAUCUUGUAGGGAUAUUCGUUUUUCAGCAUGGGGGACAUGGACAUUCACACGAUGGUGGAGGUCAUGGCCACAGUCAUUCUCUGUUCAAUGGGAAUGUGGGACAUGGACACAGUCAUGGAGACCACGGCCACAGUCAUGAGUCCAAACAUGGACAUGAUCAUGGGCAUUCACAUGGAGGACAUGGCCAUUCGCAUGACGACCCCCACUGCCACGAUGACCAAUCACACACACCGGGGAAAGGCGCCAGCAAGCAGAUAUUACAAGGAGUUUUUCUUCACAUUGUUGCGGACACAUUGGGCAGUGUCGGAGUCAUCAUAUCAGCCAUCCUAAUGCAGAAAUACGACCUGAUGAUCGCAGACCCUAUCUGCUCCAUGCUCAUCGCUCUUCUCAUAGGAGUGAGUGUGGUUCCUCUGCUCAGGGAGUCCAUUGGGAUCUUGAUGCAACGGACGCCUCAUUCUCUGGACCAAGCCCUUCCUGAAUGCUACCAAAGGGUCCAGCAGCUUCAGGGGGUCUAUAACCUUCAAGAACCUCACUUCUGGACCCUUUGCACAGACGUCUACAUCGGUACACUCAAACUCCUUGUGGCGCCCGAUGCAGAUUCUAGAUGGCUCCUCAGCCAAACGCACAACAUUUUCACACAGGUUGGCGUCAGACAACUGUAUGUUCAGAUUGAGGUGGCUGCCAUGUAGGAGUCUGCCAAAUUCCUCCUGAUCUUUGGGAGUCCCUGGACCAAAGACCUUCUGUGCUGCUGUGGGGAAGUUCUCCACCUCAACCCAUCUCUUUGGGUUUCUGUCGCUCCACCUCCAUCUUGGAUCAAGAUGGAGCUGGUGCAGUCCAGCAGUCUGACUCCACUCUUGCCAGAAAACGACAUCUGACCAGCAACAUCAAUCUGAUGUUUUGGAGGGAAGAAAGAACUUGCAACAUUUUUGCACCCUCUUGGUCAUUUGAAGUUUGUUUUUGAAGUUCCCCAUUGCUUUUUACUAUUAUGAUCCCACCAAACUGUUUCUAUUCCUCAUAAUUGUCGCCAUUUUCCAUGAUCAGAAUGGGGUUUUAAUUAUUGGUGGUAUGAAUGUGGAGUUCAGUGGACAUUUGUAAAAAAACAAAAAAAAAACAAAAUAGCAGUAUGUGAUUCAUUGACUCUUUUUGUACAUCGCCUGCUUUGUGUUUCAGUUGCACAGUUGUAAAGAGAUGCAGAAUUUGUUUGCUGAUGCCAUUAUGUAAAGAUAAACAGAUUUGCCUGCAUUUCUUAAGUGCCUUUCUAAAAACGAUCAUGGACAAUCGCUUGGACCGGAUUUGAUGGUCAACAUGAAUGCGAUGAAAACUGGAUCUUUAUGAAUUUGAGUUGUCUACAAUUAAAAUAUUCCUUUGCAUUUGGC
Molecule: messenger RNA, 1917 nt
Organism: Pimephales promelas (fathead minnow)
Lineage: Eukaryota; Metazoa; Chordata; Actinopteri; Cypriniformes; Leuciscidae
Gene: slc30a7
Product: solute carrier family 30 member 7
Biological process (GO): intracellular zinc ion homeostasis; zinc ion import into Golgi lumen
Cellular component (GO): Golgi apparatus; membrane; cytoplasmic vesicle
Molecular function (GO): zinc ion transmembrane transporter activity
Source: RefSeq, a predicted model, not a curated record